GAGGGGUCGGCAAAGAUGGAGUAAAAGAUGGCGGCUUUUCCGGUGUGGGUUGGUGGAUUGUCUGUAGAUGUAAAAGAACAUAUACUUCAUAACUUCUUUCACAAAUUUGGACCUAUAAAAAAUAUAGUUAUACUUAAAGAUGCCUCAGGCAAAUCGAAACAGUGUGGUUUUGUUAAUUUUAUGUCCCAAGAAGCCGCCGAAACUGCAGCAAAGGAAAUGGACGGAUGCAGGGUUUUAGGACGGGCAAUAAAGACGAAAGGACCUCGAGAACUUUUAGCUACAGGAAGAAGUACAACCUUCGUGCCCAUAAAAGCUGAAGAUUCCGAGAAAAGGGACUGUAAAGCGCUUGUAGACUGUGUUUUUUACAUGGAAAAACGCGAGUGCUGUCCGAAAACCAGUGAGGUUAGUUAACCAGUGANUUGGACCUAUAAAAAAUAUAGUUAUACUUAAAGAUGCCUCAGGCAAAUCGAAACAGUGUGGUUUUGUUAAUUUUAUGUCCCAAGAAGCCGCCGAAACUGCAGCAAAGGAAAUGGACGGAUGCAGGGUUUUAGGACGGGCAAUAAAGACGAAAGGACCUCGAGAACUUUUAGCUACAGGAAGAAGUACAACCUUCGUGCCCAUAAAAGCUGAAGAUUCCGAGAAAAGGGACUGUAAAGCGCUUGUAGACUGUGUUUUUUACAUGGAAAAACGCGAGUGCUGUCCGAAAACCAGUGAGGUUAGUUAACCAGUGAUGUUGUGUUCAAUGAAGCUUAUCAGUUGAGCAGUUGAGUUGCAAAAUGCAGUACUCGCAUUUACUUUUAGUACUUGUUCUUGCAGUGUCAUAUUCCCUUUUUGUCCCAUUUAUAUUGUAGAAGAGUUUCGUUUGCGUAGAAGGGUGUUGCAUGUAUGACAAUUCUGGAAAUGUUGUAUUUUUGUACUUAGUGUCCCUUCCGGCACUGCUUCGCGGCUAGUCAAACUGAUGUUGUGUGUGAAAAAUGGAUUGAGAAGCAGUGUACGGAUGUGUUUUGCCCUCAAAGACAUCCUAAACUCUUCAAACAACAGCCAGGUAUUUGGAACCACUCUUUUUCUGUAAAUAUUAUCUGCAAUGACAAGAAGUUCUUCGCCCAGACAAAUUUUAAGGUCUUGUUAUCACCACAUGCACUGUUGCGUUACCAUUGCAAUAGAAUUGUGGUCAUUUUGUCCAAAAGUCUAUUCGUCCAAAGUUAUUCCCAUCCCUGCCAUAAGUCGAUUCACCUGAUGACACAUAGCAUUCUACAUCUUGGCUUAUCAGGGGUGUUUUUAGUUUAGGUUGGAUUCUAUUGCUGCGGUUGCUCAAAAGGAUUAUCGAUCUCAAUAAUCACAUCUGAGAUACUGAAACUGACUGUACAUAAAAGCUGAAGUCUACAUGUACCUCAGUGAUCGCAACGAUCGCUGUCAAUCUUUGUGGUUUUUUGUGUGAAGUUUUCACUGGAAAAAGUUGUUGAUCCACAUGUGCAGGCACUGUCAUUCACGCUUAUUCAUUUCUUUAGACUAAAGAACAACAAAUAAACAUCGGCUGAAGCGACUUAUGUCCGGGUGAAACAAGUUCCGGGGAAUCAUCUUUCAGGCAAAAUGACCUGUUACAUGUACCUUGCAAUACACCUUAAUUUGUACACCGAAACCUGCAGAUUGCUAUCAGGUGUAAUACUUGGAUAGCUAAAGUUGCACAAGGCUGUGUGAAAUAUUAUUGUCUUUCUUUAAGCCAUGUUAAGGUAAUACACAGGUGUGCAUGAUUUGUGGGUAGAUAAAAUUAUGGUAGAGAGGCAUGCAUGUGAUGUACCAUUACAUUUUUUGGAUUCAUUACUGAUUUUUCUUCAUAUUAUGUAGCAGAUAAUGUUGCUAAAGUGAUUCCUGCAAGAUGUCCAUCUCACAAUGCCUUCAAGUGUACUGGUGAAUGUGGAUUUGAUGGAUGCAAUACCCACUUCAUGGAACAAGAUGCUUUGCAGGAGCAUAUAAACAGAGGGAGAGAGAAAAAGAUUUCCCUUACAUCAUCUUGUGCACAGGUAUCACGAACACAAUGCUUGGUUUUUGUAUUAUUAUUAUUAUUAUUAUUAUUAUUAUUAUUAUUAUUAUUAUUAUUAUUAUUAUUAUUAUUAUUAUUAUUAUUAUUAUUAUUAUUAUUAUUAUUAUUAUUAUUAUUAUUAUUAUUACUAUUACUCUAUUUUAUUCUAAUUUAUAAAAUGUAUUCAUCUCCAAACAGCAUUUAUCAGUUCAAUCAAUGCUCUCUUUUCAUAUUUACAGGUGUAUUUUUUCCUAAAGUAAACCAAACUAGAAGAAGAAGUACUCAGAUUUUUUUUCUAAAUCAACCAAGUAGAAAUACAAUGUAGAAGUACUCACAAAAUACUCCACAUUUUAUGGGCACUUUUUGCUAUAAUUUCACUGUGGUAUUUACACAUAACACCUUGUUUUGAACAGGAAGUUUGUUUCCUCUGCAUAUUUUUUGAUAUACCUUUGACAAAGUAUUGAUGUAUUCUUGUUCGCACAUACACAGUAAAAUAAUUGACUAAGGCCUAAGAAUAUGCAUUGUUUAAUUUAAGUUAGAAGGAACUGAAAUAAAAACAGCAUUAAAGUGGAACCAUAGCAAAUCAAUCACUUAUUUACUGAUAGAAGGUAGAGAAUGCAUUAGUGAAUGAUCCUUCUCAAACUCAUUAAUAAUUCAUUAAGAAAAUACAAAGGAAAUUAAUGUUUAAUGAGUGUUUGGAAAUCGGAUGAAACACUGCUUAGUAUUUGCAUCCUUAAUUUCUCCUUCAAAAAUGAUUUUGUUUGAGAAGAAAUAUCAAACAUUCGACACAGUGUUUCAUCACCAGAUGAAACACCUCGAAGUUCGUCAAAAAUACUCCGCUGCGCGUCGUAUUUUCAACUCUCUUCUCGGUGUUUCAUCUGGUGAUGAAACACUGCAUCUCAUGUUUGAUAUAUUAAAUCAAACUUUACUGGAAACUAAGCUCCAAGCAACUGUAAAUGGUCUUUAUUCCUUCAUUUCAGUGUAAAGCCAUCUUCUUCAGUGAACAGGAAAGACUGCAGCAUACGUGUCUGAGCUCUCCAACAGAAUCCUUGCCAGCCAGUCAUGGUGGACUUUUCUCUGUUCCCCUCAACUUUUUUCAAUCUUCAACAGCAAGUAAGAAUGGCACAGUAUUGCUCACAAGUACUUCUCCUCAGAAUCUCAUCAGACCUCAGUAUUUUCAUGGCAGGAAUCCAGGUAUAUCCACUGUGAAUCAUCUCUCACAGUGUUCUAGUGGGUUAUGCGACUGUUCUAGGAAUCAAACAGAAAGCACCGGAAGAAGCAGGACUGGCUCUUUUUGUGUUUGCUCAUCUUGUGGGAAAAGCUAUGAAAACUCUGGAGAUUCAUUGAGUGGGUUUGAUCUCUCUGUUGAUUCUGCUGCCAUGGGAGGCCAUAGGUGUCCAAAUUCUCCUUCAGUCAGAGGACUUGUCAAUGACUUAGAAGGUAUGUAUGUCAGUUCCACUCUGCCCUCCUCCCCCAAAUGUAGCUUCUUAGGACGUGUGACAAAUUUUGUCUUCAAUUUGUUAUUUGCAAUGCAAAAAGAAAGCAUAAUCGUGGGCCAGAAUUUCCCUUUUUUUACAAGAUUAAUGACAUUUUUAAUGUAAAUCAUUUUCUCCAUAAAGUGGGAUGUCAUGUCAUCAAUCUCCUUUUCUCGGUAGCAAGCUAAGAAUUCUGGUGUUUUGUUGUUGUUUGUUUGCUUUCGUUUUUUAUGUUUUCUGUUUCCCAUACAAACCUAAUAAACCAAACAUUAUGCAACUUACAAAGUGUGUAUAGUGCCCAAAUACCAAUAGUAAGGAGGAGGUUUUUGUUCAUUGUUUGUCCCUUAUAGCAGACAAUGUACAUUGUACUAUUUCAGUCUUACGUUAUGAAGGCAAUGGCACAUUUCAGUGCAAUAAGAAGGUUGUUUUUUUUGUAUGCAGCUUUAGGUAUCAUGACCUCAGUGACAGGUUCACCAUCCCAGGGUUCUGUAGUGUCAGAGACUGAACCUAUAGGAGUAUUCUGGGAUAUAGAAAACUGCCCUGUACCCCGUGGCAAGUCUGCCUCAGCUGUUGUCCAGAAAAUAAGGAAGGAGUUCUUUACUGGAAAGAGAGAGGUUGAAUUCAUGUGUGUCUGUGAUAUUAGCAAGGAGAAGAAAGAAGUCAUUGAAGAAUUAAACAAAGCACAGGUAAGCCUCACUUAAUAAUUCCUGAAGGAGUGGAGGGGGUUGCAGAAAAUGUGACAGUCAUCAAACUGUUGGCUUGUGUUUGCAUGAUUGUUUGUCAUAUUUUAAUAGUUCAAUAUUGAUGGCCAGACUACAUGUACAGUCUUAGGUAAUUCUUUGUUAUCUGUUAAUUUAAUGACAUUUGGCUUACAGACCCAUGGUUUCUACAUUGUAAGGCAUUACAGAUUUUUUAACAACUGCAUACAGUGUACACAUAGCAAAAUUUGAAAGUUGGGUGUGGGGGCAAUAAUUUAAUACUAAUGUCUUUAAGUCCACCAAAGGCAACUUUGAAAAAUGUUGACCUUGCAACACUGGUGAGAGUGCACUGAAACUUCUGCUGCAGACUUUGUUGUAAACUUGCUUAAACUGCAUUAUGUAACCGCAUGAAAAUCAUGGUUUUGAAGUUUACUGGAAAAAUUAGAAGGUACAAAUCACUUGCAAUAAAAUCCACAUGUUUCUUAUAAAAUAAUGUUGUAGUUCAUUUUUUAUCUCAGGUAAUUUUUAUUUUUCUUUUGUUUUUGGGUGUGGUUAUAUAUGCUAAUGAUGUUGAAACAAAACAAAAAUAAAAAAUUACCUGAGAUGAAAAAUUAACUGCAGCAAAAUAAUAAUAAAUGCUUUUUUUAAUCAUAUGCACAAUUGAAAAUUCUCACAUGGAUAAUUGUGCAAUAGAAUUUAAGAAAUUAUUAUUAAUAAUAAUUAUUAUAAUUAAUCUUUACAAUAAUAAUCUUUAUCAGAAUUUAUGAUUAACAUCACUAUUGCUACAGGUAAUCUUUUCCUCUGACAGAAUAAUCAAGCUGCUAGCUACAUGUACGUGUAUUUAAUGUAGUGAAAUAAUUAUUUCACUUUCGUUCAUUGUGGUUGGUUGCAUUAUGUUCCCCAACCAUUCUAUGUUGCUUUCAUUCACAUGUUAAUUUACUCUUUUGUACUUUUUUUGUAGGUAACUGUAGUUCAUAUAAAUGCCACCUCAAAGAAUGCUGCCGAUGAUAAAUUACGUCAAAGCUUGAGACGGUUUGCACAAUCCUACCCUCCACCAGCCACAGUCAUCCUGGUGUCUGGAGACAUAAACUUUGCUGCUGAACUGUCAGAUUUACGUCAUCGGCACAAUCUCGAAGUAAUUUGUCUUCACAAUGCCCAAGCCCAACCUGCUUUAUUAGCUUGUGCCCAAAAAGUGAAAAGAUUUGAUCAUUUCAUUGCCGAUUUGCCUGUUGUCUUUCCCCCAAAGGUGAGUUGUGUUUUCCUUGACUAAUAUUAUUCCCACUCUAUUAAUAACAUAUAAAGAAAAAACAACAUGAAAAUCCAUCACCUCUGUGAAGUUGGUUAUGAUAUCAGGUACUGACUGCCUUGAAUAUUUCUUCACCUCAUUUUUACAUGUAGCAUAGAAGUUUUAUUAAUGACUUGACAUGGUGUUUAUUCAGAUUUCCAAUUAAUACUUUGAGUUUGGUUGUUAAAUUACUGUCAUUGAUUGAAAUGUGACUGUGUUGUUUCUUAAACCCACUUCUCCUUGCCUGGAUCUACAUGUAAUGUCUUCCUUAAGUUUUAUUCCCUUAUUUUGCACUGCAUAUCACCUACAGUGCAUAACAUCUGCAGUAUCGAAGGUGGCAGCGAUUUUCACAUGUCACCUGAAUAAAUGAUCAAAGUGAGCUGUAGAACAUUAUGUUAUAGUAGAACUUAGGCUGUUAAGUGCAUAUGGUACAUCAUAUGGUAUAACAGUGAUGUCUGCUUCUUAGCAUAAUAAAUACACUGUAGUAAUAAGAGUGAGUGGAGUCCAGUUCAGUCUGUAAUCAUACAGUGUACAAGUGAUUAUAAAAAUUGGAUGAUCUUGUUGCAGAGGUCCGAUUUGUUUAAUCACAAGUAUGAUUGCAGACUAAAUUGAGCAAUGGGAAGUUCUGUUACCAAUUAAUCAUAACUACAACAAAGAUUAUGAUAUUUUAAGUUGCUUUUUUUAAAAUUAAAUUAAAAGAUAUUUGGAGAGCAUUUUGCUAGAAGUGAAGAACUAAGCCAUUCAGGUGUGUACGAUGGUGCAUACUAUCUGGCAAAUUUAUUACUUAUGCAUGGCGUAUACUGUCCUACAACAACACUAUCCCAUUAAUGCUGAAAGCAGACAGUUGAUAUCCAAUUAGAUUUGAGAAUUUUGUUAUACAUGUAGGUAUAAUUACAAUAUUUUUUUUGGACUUCAGAACCCAGAUGAAAGUGGCUUAUCAUCAGAGCUACUUGUUCUGAAUCUUCCCAUCGGAAAAGAUGUUACCCAAGUCAAAAACAGGCUGAAAAAGCUGUCUGACAACUGUGGUGGCAAAGUAGUCAGUAUCUCUGGAAGAACUUCAGUGUUAAGGUUCCCAAAUCCUGCUAGUGCUGCCAGGUAAAAAUUUUCAUCAUCCUCUACUUCAAAUCUUGUCAAAUACAAUCAUGUAUUUGAAAUCUGUACUGUACAUCUGUGUUUUCACUUAAAACAAUAAUUAUUAAGAUUGAUUCACAGUGACUUAGAUGACACAUCUAUUUAUUUAAGUAAUGGUUUUCUAAUUUUGAGUCAAAACAUACAGAUGCAAAAUAAUGGAUUGAUUUUUAUUGGUAUGUCUGCUAGGUACGUGUAAAGGGCGGGGGGGAAUGGUAGGAGGAUGAGCAGUAAAAAAAAGAGGCACAAAAGUCACUUUAUUUAAUUCCUUAAAGCAACCUUUUAAAUUUUGCCGUAGAAAGCUGUAUUUUUGCAGCCACCAGGAAUAAAAGCUAGCAAUGUGUUCAACUUGUACAUUUUCUUUUAUUAAUUAUCAAUUUUGCAGGGCAAGAAGAAGAAUGGACAAAGAGGAUGUCUUCGGCUCAACAAUCCAGGUUGUUUAUUCCACUACAAGUCAAGGUAGUCCACAAAAAGGCAAAAAAUCCCAGGCAGUAGAUAGCACUGAGAGCUCAACAAUGUCACCAAAACCUUCACCUCUCCAGAAAGAUCGGAGAAGUUCUAAUGCAAUGUUGGAUGAUUUCGUUAUUGAUAACAGUUCAACAAACAGGAAAAGUACAAAGCCUGAGGACAAAAUUAAUGCAAAACCUUCAGAUGAUAGCCCUGAAUCCAGUGACAGCACAGAAGAAAAUGGUCCUUCUCCUUCAUUAUCCACAGGCCCUCAGUUUAUUAGCCAUCAGACAAUGUUCAGUAAUGGAUCUGUAACUGGAAUAUGGCCACAUCCUAUUUAUCAGAACUUUAUGAACCUUCCUGCCCAGGGCCCAGGAUUUCCUGGUAUAACCCCUCUAGCACCUCCUGUAGUGGGUGCUCCACACCUUGCUGCUUCAUGGCUGGCUAGUCUACAUAAUUUCACUGUUUUGGAUCAGCAGCGAGGAGGAAUAGAUUUACUCGUCACAAACCUUGAUGAGACUGUAAGCAAAAAGGAGUUGAAGAAAAAACUGGCAUCAGUAUUUCGAGAACAUUGUAAGGUAUGGUGUAUGUUGUUAAUGACAGAUAUUUUGGUUAAACUCUUUUUGUCCUUGGUAAGAUUUACCAAACCAAAGGCGUCACUACCACGUUAAACAACAGAGUGUUUCUUUCAAAUAGCCUAUUUAUUCUAAUAGUCUUUAAAAAAGCUUCCUUUCAAGAGGUGAUUCGAAAGAAAACUUUAUUAUGUAUUUCAGUCACAUUUCACAUUAGGUGUCUUUAUUCUCCUAGUGUGAUUUGUAGUAUGGUUCCCAUACUAGCAAACCCACAAGAUUCUGUGCAAUGUUGGUGUUGCUACAACCAAAAAUCAAGAGAAGAUUCAUGUACUUUGCAGUAUCUGCUGACAAUGCUAUUCAGUUCAGUGGUCAAAUUAUAUUGCUGAAGUGACUAAAUGCAGCACAAUUAUUAUUUCAGUUUAGACUUGUUGAUGUUGUUGUUGUUGUUUGAAGGGACUGCUUCUCUUUAGGGAGUCACUGCUGUUGUGCUUUUACCUUUUUUGAUAUUAUUAUAGUGAUGGAAAAAAUUAAUGUUACUUUUGAGGAGCUGUGACCCUUUUAUUAGUGAAGCAAUUGAAAUCUGUGGAACUAAAAUUAUGAUUUGUUGUUUUAUGCUCCCUCCAGGUUUAUUCUGUCAUACUUCACAGUGGGGAAGGCAUUCCUCUGAGGGCAUUUGUCAAAGUGCCAAAACUAUCUGAUGCUCACCUUGCCAUACUUAAAGUGCACCAGAAGAAAAUCUUCAACACUCAUGUAACUGUCAAUAUUGCUACUGAAAAAGAAAAGGAUCUUUGUUUCUUACGCUGUGAAGUCACUUCCAUUCUUAAAGAAGCCCCUCUUCACUUUUUGCCUUUAAACAAAUUCCUUAAUGACUACUAUGAGAAGUGUUCCCAUGCAUUUGACAUGAGUUCCAUUGGACUUAUUCAUGACCUAGUUGUGAUAAUGGGUAAGCCUGGCAAUCAGGCGAUAAGUCUGAUAACACGAGCUAUUGGCACUGUGAAAGUAUCCGUCAAACCUGAGCAGUUUGCAAGUGAUGUUCAUGCUCUUCUGAAAUCCUCCGAGGGAGCGAUACCAUUGGUUAGCUUUGCAGCAACGUACUGGCUUCAGUUUGAUAAGAUGAUUGAGUUGAGUGACAGUGGAGAUACCUUAGCUGAUGUCCUGUGUAAUGUUCCAAAUGUCAAGAUCACAGAUUCAUUGAUGGUGUCUUGGGCGAAACAAGCUAUCAGGAAUGGUAUGCAAGCUGUGCAAUUCAUGUACUGUGGAGUCAAACAAAUUUGUUUUUUGAAUCCCAAUAUGGCUUUUAAUAAUAGUCUUUUUGUUUUUUGUUGUUUUGUGUUUGUUUCUUGUUUUUCCGUUUCUUAUUCUCACCGUAAAAUUAUUUUACUAUCCGAUUUUAUUCCCAGGGUUUGUACCACUUCUUUAAUUCUUUAAAAUCCCUGAAAAUUUCAAAUUCUCAUCCAGAACCCUAAAAAAGACCUUAAAAUUUCAAUUUUUUCCUUGUGUUUGAUGAAUGUGGAAAAAAGUUCUUGACAAUCCUGCUUUGUUUUUCAACAGGCGGUAAUGUUAGCAAACUUCUGGAAUUGAGUAAGGAAUUACAAGAGUUGUUACUUAUUCAGGACGAGUUCAGACUACCACUCUGUGCAGUUCUCUCUGAAUACCAGUCAUGGUUUGCCAAGAAAACUCCAUUUGAUCCUGUUAUUUAUGGAUUCACCUCUGUUGUGUCUCUUCUGGAAGCUUUACCAUCUGUAGUAGAGGUAUGUACCAGUAGAAACGUGCUUUUACUGAGUAGAAACAUGCUGAUCCCAAGCUACAGUGUACAGGCAUCUGUUUUAGCCUUAAGGUCUCUGCCAGAGUUGUCCUAAAAUGUUACUGAUAUUUUCAGGUAAGAAUUCAAGGUUCUGAGAGAUGGCUUUCCCUGACCCAACGUAUGAAAAUCGAUGCCUUUGAGAAGAAUCUGAAAAUACUACUUGAAAGUCAGCCUGAUAGACUAAUUGCCUUAGGAAACUUUGUGUCAACAUAUAUGAAGUUCUUCGGUCGAAAGUGCAAGAUUGCUACUUUUGGAUUCUCUAAGUUGACCGAUUUAAUUGAAGCUGUACCAAAUGUGGCAAAGGUAGGAAAAGAGUCUAAAUAUAAUUACCGUAAACUGCUGUUUCAUGGCUUAUAAGCAGCAUUUUAUGGUAUUUUAGUACUGGAAUGAAGCUGCCUGCAUCAAAAACAAGUGUCUAGUGUCUUAAAACGCUUAACUGCUGCUUCCGGCUUUGUUCCUCAUCUGAAGUAAGGUUCCGCCUUCUCCUUUACCAUCCCCAUUCUCUAAACAAGACGUUGCAAACACACAGCUUCUGUUCUGUACAAAAGUGCACAAUGGGCUUGAUUUAACUUUGUCGACGUGUUUUUAAGGGUUCUAAAACAACUAGUUAAAGGAGCACAAGUCAAAAUAACCGUCUGAAACAGCUUUAGCUACAGAAGUGCAAAUGGUUGGAAUCAUUUACCAUCUCAAAUUAAGAACAUCCAUUCCUUGUGUUGUGUUGUCACGGUAGACGUGAAUUAUUUGUCAUAAAGGUUGUAUUAGUAUAUGAUAUUUUCUAAACGUAUCUUACCACCCUUUGACAGAUCCAUGGAACCGGAGAUCAGAGAUUCAUCUCAUUAGUGGAAAAAGGUACCAUAUUUAUUUUAAUCCUUGUCACUGACUUUGAACUCAGAACUCUUUGCCUAAAGCACGGCUGGCUCAGUGCUUAGAGCACCAGUCUGCUUUGUGAGAGGUCAGGCCUCGAAUCCAGGGCCAGAUCAGUUCUCAGUGUCUUAAAAUAACUGAAGAAACUUGUACUGAUUUUGCUUUAGAAAUGGAUAGACCCUCGCUUGGCUCGGAUGGCCGUGUAGGAAAAAAAAGGAGAAAUUCGAGUUGCUAGGAUUAGCUCAGUCGGUUAGUGCAAGGCCUUCUGUCCGAGAAGUUUCGAGUUCGAUUCUUAGCUGUAACCUUAAAUCCUUGUUUCGUCGUCUUUCCUUUUCGUGAAGUUUUAAGUACAUGUAGCUUUAAAUACCCGUAUAACGGAGUACUGAUUACGAAAGGGCGGUAAAACUAGCGCGCCGUCGGCCUCAGGUUUGUCACUGUAAUGUGUACUGUUACGAGUUACCGAUGUAAGAUAAGGACCUUUACUUUUAAUUGUGGUCCUGUCCCCUUGCAAGGCACUUAUAAACGGUCUCCUUAAUUAGCAUUACCUGCAUUCAUGCAGUUCAUUGAAAAAGAGUCUUUAUUUUUCUUUUAUCUGCCCUAUAUUUGUUUUUGCUAAGGAAAGGGAGAUUUAACAUGCAUUGGAAGUGGGUGUUUUUUUGUUUUUGUUUUUUUUUUCAGCGGAAGAACCUAUGUUAUGGUACUUCUUCACUGAACCGACAUUUGUAUUUGUUCAAUUGAAUUUAACAGGCAAGAGUAGCAAGACAGAGAAGCGCACUGAAAAACAAAACCUUGCUAAAGAACUGAAAGAGUUAUUGUCCAGCAUUGACGGUCACCGGCUUCCUGUUGCCACUGUGCUUGCUCGAUACUACCAACACUUUGGUCGCUUGCUGAAGAUCAGUGAUUAUGGUGCAAGGUGUAUUGAAGAGCUUGUUGAAGAUUUACCUUCAUUACAGGUACGGAUCUUUGUGGCAACAUAGACCCUAUUCGCGCGAAAUACGCCAUCUUUUGCGGUAGGUACUGAAAGACAGUCAAGAUUAGACUUGGAAUCGUUUUGAAAACAGUGCAAGGUGCAUUGGAGACCUUGUUGAGGAUCUACCUUCAUCACAGCUAAGGAUCUUUGCUGCAACAUGGCUUAUGAUGUUUCAGUAAUCAACUAGACUGCGAGCAGUCUCUCUUUUUCUUCAGAUUUAGUGAAAGCAGUGCACGCGCGCGGAAGGGGCAAAGCCGCGAGACGCGCGAAACGAGGGCGGCAGCGUGCCUCUCCCGUCUCGCGCCUUUAGUCACGCGCGAGGUCAUUUGCGUGUCUCGCGCGUUUUGUUCAAAGGACUAAGAAAAAAAAAGAGGCUGCUCGUAGUCUAGUAAUCAACAUACGUGUACAUUUCGAAUGAAGCCACAGUUGGAAGAUUUCGAUCUUUUGAUUUGAAAGUGGAAAUUUUGACUCCAAUAAUGCACUUUAUUUAAAGACUAGUGAAAAUCAUUCCUAAAUAAUAAGCGCAACGCGCCAAUCAAAAGCAUAUCAACACUUUACUCACGACAGUCUGCUUAACUUGAAAGUUUUGCGGCCAAACAUGUUGUGUUGUGUUGUGUUGUGUUGCUAGGACAACUUUUUUCGUCACAUGCCCAUGCUUCCAGGGUAGUGUACUUCAAGAAUAUUUGAAAAAGAUGUGUUUUCAGUCUUUGAAACAGGCGGCUUGGAAGAACAAAUUCGAGUAUUUCCAACAGGAGUCGAACCUGCUACCUUCUGGCCCCAGUUGUUUAAAAGGUUGACAGCAAUAUCCGCUGGUGAAAUCACUAUCCAGCGGAUAAGUGUUAGGGAAACCAAUUGCGCUAUCCAGUGAAUAUAGAGGAUAUUACAUGGCCGCUUGGAGAUACGAAAUUUUGUAUUCCAAGCGGCCAUGUAAUGUUCUAUUUAUUAUAUAAACACCAAUGAAAUACCAAACCAUUUCACUUUAAUAGUUUUUUGGUGUGAAAGGCGCGAUUUAUCAUGUAGCCAUAGCACCGGUGAUAUUUUCACAUGUGAAGAUAACAUGUUAUUUUCAUAUGUGAAGAUAUCAAGUUUUCGCGCGAAAGCGCACCUGGUAUUUCAUUGGUGUUUAUAUAAUAAAGAGAUUUAUCCGAUGGAUAGUGUUAUCCACCUUUUGAACAACUGGUAACUGGUUACUAGUCGGACCAGAUGCUUUACCAGACUACCAAUGAGCUAAUAGUAUCAUACAUGUGCUUGAAAGUAAGUCCAAUAACCUUUUGGGCGUGCCUUAUUUUCAGGUCACAGAGAUAUGUGGUGAAAAAUUUCUCGUGAUUCCUCCAAAAGUCACUCUGCAGUCUUUACGCAAAGAUGUGGUAGAACUGUUGGAAUUGCAAGAGGGCAAAUUUCUACUCAUUUCACGCCUUGCAGCCACUUUUCGUAAACAUCAUGGCCGUAAAUUUCCUCUUGGCCAGGCGAAGCUUGAGGACUUUAUUAAGAGUUUAGAGGGAAUUGCAAAGGUACAUGUAGUUAAUGAAUUUUGGUGCUUAUUUUCCUUAGUAAAAUCGUUUUUUGAGGCUUGAAGCCUGUGUUAGGGAUAAGUAAACGAAGUGCCAAUGUUCCUUUCGUAAAUGUCGACGCCAGUUUUUAGAGACAUAGGGCGCUUUCCAUUUGUCAGAACUGGCCGGCCGGACCAUUGCUGGACCAGUCAGUUAGCAAAUGAAAUCUGCUUUUUCUAAAGAUUUUGGCUGAAAAACCAUCUCCUUCGUGCAUACUAUUUAGGAUUUGAUUGAUGUGGCUGAAUAAUUUUGAUUAAAAGUAAAAUUCUCAUUGCGACGGUAAUGGUUUGGCCGGUCAGUUCUGACAAAUGGAAAGCGCCCUUAGAGAGUAUUUUUAGUUUUUCAUUGAAAGUCUGAACUAUUAAAGAAGAGGACAUUUACCACCAACAAUUAAGCUCGAGCCUUUGGCAUGUUGAUCAUCCAUAAAUGUAAAAAAAUUGCAAGGAUUUAACACUACACAUGCAGUAAUCCAUAAUCGGUGUUGCCCUAGUCCUUUCCCUCUCUCUCAAGUGGACCAAGAUAUCGUUAUUUCUAAGGCCGUUUUAUCGACAAUAUAUUAUCUUUUUUUCUUUAUUGUAACAUCUCCUGUGACUAAAUUAGGCUUGAUAGCUCUUGAUUACCAACGAGGGCAGCAAAGUGAGCCGAGGAAAAAUUCAUUUCGCCCAUCUCUCUCUCUCCCAACGUGCAGAGAAACUGUUCAUGGUUCAUUUUUAUUGUUUGUCUUUGUUGCCAUUUUGUGUUCCUUUUCGUUUGUACUGUUUUUGUACUUUUGUUUGUUUGCUUAGUUUAUUUUUAAAUCUCACUCAGUCUAUAUCUUUUAGGUUAGGGGAUCCGGCAAUGAUAGAAUUCUUCUCCUACCCUUGUCUACAGCUAAAGGUAAGUUCCAGGGGGUCUCAUACGUUUCUCGGAAACUGCCCACCUACCCCUCCCCUAAGCCAACAUUAAAACUUACUUCUCUCUUAAGGCAAAAUGUUGGCUUAGCGGGGGAGGGGGUGGGGAGUAGGUGGGCAGUUUCCCAGAAACGUUUAAUGAGCAAUCCGUUCCAGGCAGAACACCUACUUUAAAAGUGUGAUUUCAACUCCGGGAAAGUUGACUAUUAUACGUCUCUUGGUAUUAAAAAGGUAACUUAUUGAAGCUGAAGGCCUACAGAAAAGUUAGUGAACAAGAGAAACUUGCCAUCUUUUUUAUUCUACCCCAUACUUACAAUUUGGAGAGAAAAAUUGAAAUGAAUACGCCAUUUCCUUGAAUCUGCAGUAUGUUUUCUGCAAACGUUGGACGAGUCUAAACCUAAAAUUUGAGUGUUCGAAUGAAAACUACAUGUAGUCGGCAAACUAACCGAAGUUGCUUNAGCAGUACGCGUGUUGCCGAGUUCGACCUCCUCUCGGAGAACCUCGAUAGUGGAUGUUUAACUUGUGCUUACGCACUUUGAUUUUAAUUUAAACACUUUCUUUAUCACAUUGUGUCCUAAAUGUGAUAUCUCGAUGUAAAUUCUGUAAAAACGGAUUUUUUAAUACUUUCUUCCCCCUUUCACAUACAUUCUAUUCUAAAACUCGCCUCAGUCCUCCCCGAAAAAUCGGAGAAAAUGCGUUUGGUGCGCACUUUCUGCAGCUCUACCGCAAAAACGAGUACGGUGACCCCCAUUUUUUAUUUCAUGAUUUUAAUAAGGAAAGUGCUUCCUUUCGAUGAGAAAAAAAUUGGCACAAAUCUAUGUUCAGUUUUUUGGCAAUUUUACUAAAUUGAAGGGAUUGAGCCACCACGGGUCGAAAAGCGCGCGUCCAAUUUAAUUCUACUUUGGAGCGUACAGUAAAAACAAGGGCAUUAAAAGGUAUUUUUCUGGUACAUAAGUGGAUAAACAAUACAUUAAAGUCAAAUUCUGUGUGAUGCCACAUGCAUCAUCGAAAAAAUCUCUUCUUUUUGUCUAGUUUUGGGCUGGCCGCGGUUUUUGUGAAAGGGUCCUAAAUAGCCGUAUUUGUCAGCAUUGUGACGUCAAAACGAGCACGGUGACCCCCACUUUUUAUUACUUUUUUAUCAUCUUCUUGACUUGUUACAUCAGUGUACCAAGUUUUAGCUAUAAUCUAUGUUAGGUUCUUUUACUAUGGAAUCACCUUAAGGGACUGUGUCAUGGCAAGUUUCAUAUUCUUUUAUCACGGCUGAGCUGAAAUUAUAACUAAAACUUUUAUUUGGGUUUCACACUUCUCUACUGAAACUGCUCUAAUAAAGAUUCAGAGUCCCUGAUGUUGAUUACUUUCGGUUGUUGUAAGGUUUUGUUGAAUUGUUUAUUUUUACAAAGUUUUACUUACAGCAAACAAGGUAUACACAAUUACGGUAAAGUAUAAUAAAGCAAUUCAGUUCGAUUGCUUUAGCGAACAGAGACAAACGCACGCUACUUUUGACUGGUUUAUCGAACUUAUGAGGCAAAGUGAACAGAUAUUAGCGAUGAAGCAGCGUGCAAAGAAAGUAGUGUCCGACAACCCGGGGCUAGUGGAUUUUGUUAUCGGGCUAGUUAAUUCGGUUUUUAACUUGCCCGACGGUCAAGUGAUGUUUUUUUGAGGAAUUCGAAUAACAGAAGAACUGUGAAAUCAAUUCUGCUCGUCAAAAAGCUUUUGGGGCUAGCGGAAAUGACGUUUAGUAACGCUAACGCUAGUAACUGCUAGCUUCAGCUUGCCCGAAGGGCAAGCUGUAAAAAUGAUUUUCUUUGCACGCUGUGAAGUUUGACUUCAUUCGCUUUUCAACAUUCUGAUUAGUCAUUGGCAAAGGUAGGACUAUAGUCUUGUGUUGGGAGGCAACAAGCAAACUUGUUUUUAUCCUUUAACUACUUGGGGAUGACACAAAACUCCAUACAUUUUUGUUAAGUUGGAAAAUCGCAUUUAUUUUGCACCCUAUAUUAUGACUGACCGUGGUCACGCGUGAAAUCUUGUUUUCACAGGUUCAAGGUGCAGGCAACAUGGCCGCCGUUUGCGUAAAACAAGAAGAACUUUUAAACGUGUUUUCACUUCGUGUGAUAAACGUGCUGACUGGGCAAGCCGAUAACAGUAUUCUGUUGUCAAAAUUUACUACUGCUUAUGAACAACUUUACGGUCAGAAGCUUUGUGUUCAGAACUUUGGCUGUGCCUCCCUGGAUGAUUUGUUGUCUGUAGUGUCUCCUGUUGCAAAGGUUGGCAAAAUAUUUAAUCGAAAUCUUUAUUAACCUGCGUCUGGUUGUAUUUCCCAUGUCCUCUAUGUGUUUGGUUUUACGGUUUCAUUUUUGUUCAUUUUGGCUUAUACUGCUAGAUCUUGCACAAUCACUACGUUACUGAACUCACUCUGUAAGGCCACUCACCCCAAGUCAAAACUGGCCGGACAGUUCGAUAAUUUUGAAAAUUAAUUGGCUUUCUUCGAGGUUCCGCAGAAAAAAUCCUCACUGUCGUGCACUCCAUUUUAGAGUACAUAGAUCUUGCUAUAGAGAGUUUAACGGAUUAAUAGUUAAAUUCUCCUGACGACUAGACAGGUCUGGGCGGCCUGUUCUGACUAAUGGUAGGCGCCUUUAAGACACAUAGGGCCGGUUAUUUAAACGAAGUCUAACUUAGGCCGCGGUUCAAGAAAUCUUUAGACCUACAUAUCUCUUUCUCAGUGUUAGAACUACCUUGUAAACGAAGCAAACGUUAGAAACUGUUCAAUUAAAACUUCAUUUAAAGCGAAAAGUCUUUUGCCGGCACAAAGAAAAACAGCACUACCAAUAAGUAUUGAUUCAUGGAAAGAAACAAUGUGUGGCUAAUCUGUUUAUUCUUUUCGUCUGUUAACAGGUUUACAGUAAAGACAGCAAACUUCGCUUAACGCCGUUACAGACUUUUGCAAUUGAGACAAGAGAUCUGCUGAGACAUCUUGGUGGAUGUGUCUCACUAAACCGGUUUGCCCCCAACUUUCAGCAGUUGUACGGUCGUCCUUGCAAGGCUGGGGAUUAUGGCUUUAAUCGUAUAUCAGAGGUUAUCGACGCCAUGUCAAACGUGGCUGAGAUACGCGGGAAAGGCGCCGAAAAAAUGGUUGUACUGGUUGAUGGAGACAAUGUUUCUUUAUAUGGCGUCGAAGGUAAUGUUUUUCUUCAGUUGUAAAUCACAAAUGAAUUGAAGGUUGUAUCUGAGUGAGAUCUCUUUUCUGCACACUCAUGCAGACUGAUCAUCCUCACCUUCUUUGUACAAAUGUACCGCAGACCUUCAUCGAAUUGCAAGGACUUGUAGUACAAUUACGGAUAAGAAACUAAUGAGUGGAAUUCCGUUUGAAUCCCGGGCAAACCUAACGCCAUUCAACCUUUUUUCUUAUCUCAGUAACUAAGAAUUUUCACCAUCCAUUUCUGCUUCUCCUGAGUAUUUUUCGAUCUCUAGCCUGCGUAGCGAGCGGGAUCGUUAUUUUGCGCGAGCAAAGUUUUGGCAGAGGAGCUGCGAAGCCCUGCGCAAGAACACUGAAUUCCGCCAGCUACGCAGGCUAUUCAAUCUAGCGAAUGGCCUGUUUUGAGAAAUGUCAUAAAAUGAUUAUACUGAGUGUAUGAAUUUUGCCACCAUGUGAAUAGAAUUAAUGGUCCUCGAAUCGAUGUUUUUAACUGAAGCAGCUGCAAGGAAACUAUAGUGACCNUCAGCAGUUGUACGGUCGUCCUUGCAAGGCUGGGGAUUAUGGCUUUAAUCGUAUAUCAGAGGUUAUCGACGCCAUGUCAAACGUGGCUGAGAUACGCGGGAAAGGCGCCGAAAAAAUGGUUGUACUGGUUGAUGGAGACAAUGUUUCUUUAUAUGGCGUCGAAGGUAAUGUUUUUCUUCAGUUGUAAAUCACAAAUGAAUUGAAGGUUGUAUCUGAGUGAGAUCUCUUUUCUGCACACUCAUGCAGACUGAUCAUCCUCACCUUCUUUGUACAAAUGUACCGCAGACCUUCAUCGAAUUGCAAGGACUUGUAGUACAAUUACGGAUAAGAAACUAAUGAGUGGAAUUCCGUUUGAAUCCCGGGCAAACCUAACGCCAUUCAACCUUUUUUCUUAUCUCAGUAACUAAGAGUUUUCACCAUCAAUUUCUGCUUCUCCUGAGUAUUUUUGGAUCUCUAGCCUGCGUAGCGAGCGGGAUCGUUAUUUUGCGCGAGCAAAGUUUUGGCAGAGGAGCUGCGAAGCCCUGCGCAAAAACACUGAAUUCCGCCAGCUACGCAGGUUAUUCAAUCUAGCGAAUGGCCUUUUUUGAGAUAUGUCAUAAAAUGAUUAUACUGAGUGUAUGAAUUUUGCCACCAUGUGAAUAGAAUUAAUGGUCCUCGAAUCGAUGUUUUUAACUGAAGCAGCUGCAAGGAAACUAUAGUGACCACUAGUAGACACGCGACUUUUUUGAAACCGCUAUUCAUUGAUUAAUUGAUUUACUUUACAUUUCUUUUUUAUGAUAUUUUUUGCCUUUGUUAGGAACAGAGAGACAGCAAAGCGGAGUAGAAAGUACUCUGCCUCAGUCCCAGAAAUAUGAUACCAGAAACUCUGGCACGGCAUCGCCCGCUGUUGUAGAAGAAGGUGGGUUUUUAAAAGACUCUUCCCAGUGUCAACAUGUCUCCAGAGGUUUGCAAGAGUUUCUUGGUGUACAGCUGUGAGUCCCUUUCGCAAAACCUGCUUCGCGGAUAAAAAAAAAAAGCUUUAGAGAGAGCUCGUGUUUGCAGUUUUAAUGCUGUUAUGUGUGUUGUGCACUUGCAAUUUUAACGUCUUGCCGUCUCAUAUAAGAAUGAAACGUAACCUGUGUUGUCGAAGAAAGUAAAGCGUGAUUUCUUGCAUGGAAGAAAAAAUUUUCAACGCGCAAGAUGACGCUUAUUUGUCUGACGCCUUAAGGUACGCUUCACCUUCAUGUCAUUUAGCACGUAGAUUACUAUAGCGUCGAAGAGAAAAUGAAACGUGACUUCUUGCAUCAAGAAAACAGUACUUUGUAUCUGGCCUUCAGAAUUAUUGCUUUUCUUACUUAGUGCUAUAGUUUCGGAAACUGUAGACAACUGUAAACACCAAAAGUGAAGAUUAGCCGGCAAUGCAGGCGUUUUCUUCGGGCGCGCGAAUAUUUUCGCCCGCGAAAACGCCAUGAUGAAACUCCCGAAGAGAGGAGGAAAUGGGGCGAAUCAAAGGGAGCGGAGAGGGGGUGGGGAGAGAGAAGAGAAAACGAAGAAGAAAAGCAUUUUUUUCUCCCCUCCCCCUCACCCUAACCUCUCCCCCUUCCUUUUUUCGCCCCCGCACCUACCCUAAGAGUUACUAUUUCAACUCUCCCCAAUCUUCCUCAGUCAUAAAAUCAAAGACGGCGGCUACAACAAUACGAACAUGAACAAGCUUUCGCCCACCCAAAACACGCCCGCACUGCAGGCUAAGUGAAGACUUGUUCGGCCUCAUUCUAAAAAGAAACGUUUUCAUUGCAUUCUGUUUUUUGCAGAUGAUGAAAUUGUGGUCACCAUCGACGACAAAGAUGGAGAAGGUAGGGUGGGAUAAUUAUAUGAAUAUCUCACAACUUGUUCUGGCUUGUUCUUUUACUUAAGCCGAAGUUAUAAACCGAUUCAUGAGAGUAAUAUCAAGUUUAAGUAUAACAACAUCAAUUAAACAGAGAAAAAUAGGUAAUAGAUAUUAACUAAUCUAUACCAUAAUGAGUGAGAGAUAUAAUGUAUCUAAGUGCCGCAAAAACCUGUUCCCAAGCUUCGCGUAUGCACGAGUUGUGUGUAAAUGUUAAAACAUGGCGUUCAAUGUUCGUAAUAACGAUCCUGCGCCUGUCGUCCGUAAUAGCGGGUGUCCGUGAUGAUGUCGUAAGGAAAGUUAGAACAGGAAUUUGUUCCGCCGUGAAUGUCCUUUUAGUUUGGUCCGUAUUAGUGUGUUUUCGGAAUGACGAGGUGUCUAGUUUGUCCAGCGAAAUUUCUGGGCCGCAAUGGAAAUUACAGGGUGUUACGCUAUAAUAUUAUUGUUAUGUAUUUAUUUUAUCAUCUUAUUUGAUUCAGAUUUGAUUGUUCUUGAUGGUGAACCUUCAUCCGGGACAUUUACUGACCAGACACUGGCAGAUGAUUGGUUGAUGGCGCCCGUGCCAGAAUCCCUACCAGAACCUGACUUGCAGCCUGCCAUUCCCGAGCCUCCUCCUGUUGGGGAUCUUAUAUCCUUCACUGAGUUUGACAUGGAUGUGCUGUUUGAAGCCAUAGAUAACAUGGGUCUGCCUAAUGAGCUCAGUACUGGUCCAACAGGUGACUUGACAGAGCUUUUGGCAGAGUCUAACCAGCUCUCUGGUGAAUACAACGGCUCUAAGUCACCAUCGAAAAUCCCUUUACCUAACCGAUGCCCUGCACUGGAAUCCGACUUGAAGGAUCUGGAGUUGCCCUAUUCACCUACUGGUUAUGGAGAUGAUGUUGCACCUGUGAGGCCAGCGCCUGUAAAACCUGGAGUAAUGCUGCACGCUGAAGUUGAAGCAGACAUCCUGGCCUACAGCCAUUCAGAACCUGUGUUGCCAAGGAAACUUGCAGCGACAUUCACAGGAGUAGCCGCUAACAAGCCUCUUGCUCAAGGCAAGAGCUCUGAUGAAGAGGAAAAGAAAGUGCGAGCUAAAAAGUCUACCGCUCCUAAAGUCAAGUUGGCAGCUAAUUUUAGCAAGACGCCAAGCAAGCAGAGUUUGUCGUGA
This is a messenger RNA of Porites evermanni, 20429 nucleotides long. NCBI's taxonomy places the organism in Eukaryota, Metazoa, Cnidaria, Anthozoa, Scleractinia, Poritidae. The record is from the annotation of a GenBank genome assembly.